Messenger RNA from Bipolaris oryzae ATCC 44560, 486 nucleotides. RefSeq lists its product as uncharacterized. The transcript is spliced from 3 exons. The record is from RefSeq and is a predicted model, not a curated record. NCBI's taxonomy places the organism in Eukaryota, Fungi, Ascomycota, Dothideomycetes, Pleosporales, Pleosporaceae. The coding region runs from base 1 to 486 and encodes 161 amino acids.
AUGUCGAUAACGCACGUUGUUUAUUACCAUUGUGGUCACCUUAGACUUAUCCUAACUCACGAGCAUGACGGAGACGAAUGCCCCACUAACAUGCCAGACACCAUUACCACCCCAGAAAACUGCAACCGCUGCAUGAACCCAAAGAGCGUCAACGACAAUGACGGUAAUAGCCGUGAUGAAUAUUUUGGAAGUGAUUUUUCGAACCCAUCAGGAAGUUCAGAUGACGCUACUGAUUCUAACUACGAUGGUGACGAUGAAGAUGACGAAGAAGGUGACGAUGAGGGUGACGAUGAGGGUGUCGACGAAAUGCUAAUCGACGAAAUCAUGUCCGACAACGGCAAUGCUGUGCCGGCGCGUAGACUGAUGAAUCUAUUCACGGUCCGAAGCAACCCAGCAAGUGUCGCCAAGACCAGAAAAACACCUGUUACGGUCAGCCUUUACGAUAUUGUCUUCUAUGUCUCACAACUGCACAGUGAUGCUUAUUGA